CUGUGUUCAUGAGCUAAACAUGGCUGCGCCCUUUACCCUGUGUCAUCAUUAAAUUGUUGACGCGGCAGAAAAAAAAUGUAAAGGCCGUUCUGCUAUGAAAAGAUAUCGCGUUAAUCUCGAUUUCUUUUGUUUGCCUACUAGUAAUAAGAAGAGUGGGAACCAUUAUGGCUAGAAUUUACCCGACUACAGUCGUUGCUCUGUUGAUUAUAGUCGUUGUUGUCUACCUCCUGGUAUUCUACCUGCCCUUGCCGGCAAACCAGCCAGAUGACAGAAAACCCAAAGAUCUUUUGGCAGCCAAGCAGGACGGGCCUCUUCUCAUUGCGCCAGGCCAGCACAAGAGGAACACCAGCAAAGGGUCCAAGUUGGGCCCCGGCAGGGCCCCACAGUUGCAGAGGCCAUCGUUCAAGGGGAAGGACAUUGUCAACGUGGUCGUUUGCUCGGAUGAGAAGACCCUGGGGGGCCUGAUCGCCACCGUGAACAGUAUUUGGCUGAAUUCCAAGUCCCACGUCAAGUUUUACAUCAUGGUGGACAAGGAGUCCUUGCUGCAUCUCAGAUCAUGGCUGGCUAUACCUGCCUUGCAGGAUAUAGACUACACUAUGGUGGCCUUCAAUGAAUCGUGGGUGAAGGGGAAAACGCAGGCCAAGGAUGUGAGAAGAGACAGUGUUUCACCAAUGACAUUUGCACGCUUUUAUUUUGCCAAAGUGUUCCCAACAUUGAGGGGCCGCGUGGUCUUCGUGGACAGCGAUACGAUUGUCCAGGGAGACAUUGCCGACUUGAACAACACCAAGAUGGAGCCAGGCGUUGCUGUGGCACUGUCGGAUGACUGCAGCUCCUCCUCCAGUCGAGCCAGCCUGCAUCAGAAUGUGUACUCCAAUUAUCUGAACUUUAAAAGCGAACGCAUCAAGAAGCUGGGCCUUAACCCUAUGGCUUGCUCCUUCAAUGCCGGAGUCUUCGUAGCCAACAUCAGCUUGUGGAAAGAGCAGAAGAUCAUGGAGAAGCUGGACUACUGGCUGGGUGUCAACGCCAGGGAAGACAUUUGGACAACUCAGAGAGGCGGGGGGAAUGCUGCCCCGCCCAUGAUGAUCGUUCUUUACAAACAGCACACCGAAAUCCCCCCAGAGUGGCACGUCAGGCACCUUGGUGUGACCUCCGGAACGCGAUACUCUGAGAACUUUGUGAAAUCGGCGAAGCUCCUGCACUGGAACGGCCACUUCAAGCCCUGGGGGCGGACCUCCCAGCACACCCUGGUCUGGGAGAAGUACUUCUUGCCUGACCCCAUGGGCAAGUUCAAGCUGAUCCGCAAGUACAAGGUUGAUUAACGAGGAGCCCUGCGGGGCCCAGGCUACCUGACCCUUGCAAUACCUUCCCUAUAUUAAAAAAAAAACCAAGUUAGAUCUGACAGGGACUAGCACAACGGAAUAGCCAGAAUUAGGGGAUCUGCAGCGAAGAAGCAUACCUAGUCAUUAUGUCAGUACCUUAAGGUCCUUAUUGACAACGAUGUACUAAGAGGUACUUAAUGUCAAGAACUUUGUUAAUUUACAUGAAAUCAAUUAGGAAGAUUUGGUGAAAGUCAAGUCCGUUGGCCCCCAACAAAAGCUUAUUUGGAACAUGUUCGGUUCCAAUUAAAGUAUUUCUUUCAAGUUUACAAUAGGGCCUAAAAAGUAUGUGGGUAUUCGAUAAAUUUAAGGUUCAACAUGUGACAUUUUACUUUCACUCUUACACCUGAUGUAUACUUCGAGGGAUAUAUCACUGAAAUUGAUUUCAAACUAUUGUUCCUUUUUUGCAGGUACAUGCAAUUUGCAGUACUUAUUCAAUUUUGGAAAUUAAAAUGAGUCCUAAACAUUAAAAAAUCAUAUGCCAGACUUAACAGGGACUGGAAAAAUUUGACCUCAAAUAUAUGGAAUGACCCAUUUGCCAAAAGGUCAUGUGACUGCCAUAAGGACCUUUCAGUACUGAAUGCAGACCAUGUGACUUGUGCCCAUCUUGCCUUUUCCUUUAACCUACUGUGACAAAAUCUAAUAGUGGGAAAAUGGUGCUGACAGAUGCACAAACUUUAUAUUUAUUUGCAUAUGGUUGAAGAUCACUCAUUUGUCAAAGUAUUUCAGUGCUGGAAAAUAUUGGCACUUUACAGUUUGAAUGUAACGACCCACUGUCUUUGAUAUAUUCAACCAACCUAGGACAGAGAAAGGAUCCAUUUCUUAAAAAGAAGAUUCAAAGACACAAAAACUUGGAAAAUCUUUCACAAAAGUUCAAAAUGUUUUCAUCAAAUGCAGUGUAAUGGGAACAGCCUCACAGUUAAAUGGGUCGUUUCAGUUCUUCUGAUCAUUCGAAGGGUUUUCCCAAGGCAAAUUGUUUCACAGCAAUUCUAGUCUCGAUGGAGAAAAAAAUUCCUAACCCUCCCUGUGCAAAGAUACUGUAUAGUCUUCAUGAUGUGUCAGGAUUUGUCAGGAAGCUUCCGAAGCUUGUAGAAUACCAUUGCUUUUCUGCAAAGUGGAAGUUUUCAGAGGAAUCAGGAUGGGUCCUUGGCAAAAUGCAGAGAGAAACACGAACCAGCACUCUCACAUUUGUCAAGGCUUAUAUUUUAAUAUCUUUAGAUCUUAUACAUUGUAGAUCCUAAUUUUUUGUCAAUGUAUUAUUGCCACCAGAGCCAUGUACAGAGAGUGUCGCAGUGGUUGAAAACAAACUGGCAGGUACAUCAACCAGUGCACUUAGAGAGUUGGUAACCAUUGCCGCACGAUCUUCUUUACACAUAAUGAACAGCCAUUUUAUUUCCAAAAUCUGAAGUUGGCGCUUUCUGUAUAAAGCAGCCCUGGUGGCAACCAGGGUGGCAACCUGGUGGCAUCUUCUGACACACUCUUUAGUAUUCUCGUCAUUCGUACUUUCUGUCAUCUUGAACAUGCAUCUGCCUGCUUCCGUGGAAUUUAAAAAAUUGUUUUGCAAAGAAAUAUUGUGCUCUUUAUGUACUGUGAGAUUUUGAAACAGUUGAUGCGUUUUGAUAUUAUUACUUUCUGAGUGUGCUAACACUUCAUUGCCAACCGUAAACUUUAUGUGCUAUUAAGUUUCAUUCAAAUUCUAUAAUUUCAUAGUUUCUGUUUUUUUGUGUUACAAAUUCAUUUUUUGUGUGCUAACCAUUUAUCGUAAAUAACACAUUGCCAAACGAAAUUCUUGCCAUGUUGAAAAAAAGAGACCAUUGUAAAUAGCAGAUUUAGAGUAAGGUUUACUUUGAUACUUUUUGAAACACUGUCGUUUAUUUUGUAUAAAAUUUUCUAUAAAAUAGGUGUAACAACUUCAGUAAUAAUUUCUGCAACUUUUAACAGGGAAACGAUGUGAGAAAAGACAAAAUCGAUAGCAAACCCUCCGAUCUAGAUACGUGUAGUGUCUAUGUACCAAGUUUUUACUACUUUGUUAUAGAGAAUGACAUAUCUAACCAAUUUUGUUUCCCCAGAAACUUUUGUGGUCUAGUUUUUGAUUGCUUCAAGUAUACAGUAAAACAUUGACUUUAUUUUAACAGCAUUGGUUAUUUCGAUAGCACAUUUGAAAAAUAUUAUUUUCACAUUAUACUGAGCAUUGAAAAACGCAACAAAUUUCUGUUGAUAUUUUUUGAGAUUGUGUUAGUUUUACACCAAAGUAGUGAAUACUGUAGCACCUUAAAGUUACAGAUCCCCUCUUUUCAAAGAUGUGGUAUUUAUUCACACAUGGUCGUGGAUAGCUGAACAAACUUUGUUUUGGCAAAAAGACAAGAGGGAUUGUAACCAAGUUUCACUUGAAAUGCCAGCAUAAAUCCUGUUCAAAUCCAGAUCUCUCCUAUGAAAUGUUUGUAAUGAAUAGGCCAGAUGUGUUCAUAGUGCAGUCAGGUGAAUCGUUACGUAUCUUAGUGAUUGUAAUGAUUUACUUUGCAUAGGUUUUAGGCCUAUAUUGAGCAUGUGUAGUUGUUUGCUCAUAUGAUGCAAGAUAUGGGGCAGAGAGAACCCCCCCCGCCUUUGUGUUUGUCAUUGUUUGAUCGGAAUCUCAGGAAUUCUUUACAGACUUCUAGGGGGAGUGCGUUAGGUAACUAUCGUGUGUAUAGGGAUUGGACAUGUGGGGGGGGGUACCCAUCGGCCCGAUUUCGUGCACGGUAUCAGUUUGCUUAUUGUCCAAGGUGGUUGGGUCGACUAGUACGCUCGUACCCAAAAAUUUAAAGAUUAUGCCAAAAUCAUUCUAAGAAAGAUACUCUAACCAGGGCCUUCUAGCCAAUUUUCACCUGACUGCAUUGUUCAAUGUGUUUACAAGACAAAGAUGAGCACACCGUGUUAUUGUUUCACAAAUGAAAACAUCGCUUUGUGCCUCUCAUAAAGUGCGUUCCAGGGUUCAAAUUAACAUGUUCACGUAUGAAUCUUUGCAGCAGUCAAUAAUCGAUUUGUGUUUUUCAAUGAACAAACAAAACUCUGAACGGACAUGAAGUACUGCGUAGGACUGAGUGACAUUGUGAUAAACCUUCUCUUGAGCUUGGUGGUAAUUGUUGAGUUUGCUCACUGAAGUGAAGAACACAAAAGGAAGGCGAGAAAUAUUCUAUUAUGUUAUUACAUUCUUGUUUGUAUUUAUACAGACAAUCUUUAAAUAAUGUGUGCAGGGUAUUUGUAGUUAAUAAUGGGAUCAUGUAAAAAAAAUCUAACUCUCCCAUCUAAAGUUUCAGAAUAUCCUCAUCUUAUGUUAAUGCAUCCAUGAUAUACUUGUUAAAGCAUUGAUAAAACACAUUUUCCCAAGGGCUUAACAAACAACUCUAGAAAGUGCAACUAACGAAAUGAAGAAAUAAACAAUACAAGUACAAUGGAUAUGAAAAUAGAUAUGAUUAGACUUUUGAACUCAGUGGUGUAUGGAUUCGUACGACCGUACGUGGGUGCUAAUUCGCUGAUGAAACUGCGUGUAGUUAAAAAAAAACCACCAUCUUAAAGUUUCAAAUCAAUCGACCUGUAACACCUUAAUGUACGUGACGCUUUGUUUACAUGUGCGCUAUUGGACGCGAUUUGUCAAGUUCCCAUUAGAAACCUUCCUUUAUGUUGUAAACAAUGUUUGGUGCCAUUGUUUUAGGUUUAUAUUAUUCGUGUUUGAUGCCCAUUCUGUAUAUUGUACACUAAUGCACGUGUACAGGCCUUGUUCAAUGUGAUUUCAAGUUAAGCAAGUCUGUGUGUUAUUUUAGACUACAAGCACAUGUGAUUUGUCUGUUCCAACUGGUCAACGUUCAUUCCAUACCCCCAGUUUUAUGAAAAGAAGAUAGAAUUAAAAAUGUUGCUUAGAAAUUAGUUCAUUUGAA
Molecule: messenger RNA, 5290 nt
Organism: Acanthaster planci (crown-of-thorns starfish)
Lineage: Eukaryota; Metazoa; Echinodermata; Asteroidea; Valvatida; Acanthasteridae
Product: glycosyltransferase 8 domain-containing protein 1-like
Cellular component (GO): Golgi apparatus
Molecular function (GO): glycosyltransferase activity
Source: RefSeq, a predicted model, not a curated record